Malania oleifera is the source of this 782-nucleotide messenger RNA. RefSeq names its product photosystem I reaction center subunit IV B, chloroplastic. The transcript is spliced from 3 exons. The coding region runs from base 217 to 642 and encodes 141 amino acids. Lineage: Eukaryota; Viridiplantae; Streptophyta; Magnoliopsida; Santalales; Ximeniaceae. Gene Ontology annotation, cellular component: photosystem I; photosystem I reaction center. The record is from RefSeq and is a predicted model, not a curated record. Gene Ontology annotation, biological process: photosynthesis.
UGGCAGCCCCCUAGUGGCCGAGAAGUCGCACACCACUUUUCACAUUACAGAUAACUCGCCCAGAAAAUCAAAAUUUAAACACAGAAAACCCAUCCAGGCAUUCAAAACCUCCCAACCCAAUCUCGCUCAGUUGAACUCAUCCCGUCUGUGCGCGAUUUAUCCGUACACCAGCCGCCGGAGGAGGAGGAGGAGGAGGAGGAGGAGACGUACGUAAGCAUGGGUAGCUGCAGCAUGGCCUCUGCUGCCUCUGUGUUUGGGCUCGCCCCUAACCUCGCCCCCAACACUACCAACUUCCCUCCACGCACCAAUUUCCCACCGUUAUUCCUCUCCAAGAACGCCUCAAGUUCAAGACUGGUUGUCCGGGCGGCUGAGGAGGGGGCGCCGCCGGCCGCCACCAAGCCCCCGCCGGAGGGAGGGCCCGCUCCGCCCCCGCCCAAGCCGCCUCCGAUUGGACCCAAGAGAGGCACCAAGGUGAAAAUUCUCAGGAAGGAGUCCUACUGGUACAAAGGCAUCGGAUCUGUCGUGGCUGUUGACCAGGAUCCGAAAUCGCGGUACCCGGUUGUGGUCCGGUUCAACAAGGUGAAUUAUGCAAAUGUUUCAACAAAUAACUAUGCUUUGGACGAGAUUGAAGAAGUUAAAUGAGUGUCCAUGUUUGUGUGUGGUUUUUGUUUUUGUGUUGCUUCAAUGUGUAGUAAUGUCCUCAUUAUGUAUCAUAAUACUUUGCUUCAGUGACUUCUCUCGUCUUAGAAUUCCUCCUUCAAUCAUUAGUACUGCUGCUAAAA